AUGUCUUUUGGUUGCCGUCACAGUCCCGUCACGUCCCGGGCGCCUCGUGCGCCCCCUUCUGCGGUGCGUGGUGCGCUGCGCUCUGUGCCCGGUUGGUGCUGCUCUGCAGUCGUGUCGCCCCCGCAUCUGUCGACGUCCAUGCCGGACCAACUCGCAACCACCACACAACAGGAGGAGACGGGCGGGCGGCGGUGGAGCCCAAGGCGCGAUUCGCCGCUGCUUGGUCGCACAGCUACGUCCCGCCGGUCGAGUCGUCAGGCGCGCGGUGCUGGCGGCGCUGCUGCGAGCGGCGGACCGGCCCAGCGCCAGCUGACCACAGUCACCACACUCUCCCGCUGCCCUAGGCCGCCAGCUGGCACCCAACGGGGUGGGACAGCUCACCGAGCCGAGAUGUGGUACGGGUACGGCGUCAUCCUGGGUUGCGGCGGCCGUAUCAGCUUCGCCCACGGGUGGUUGCUCGGUUGCUGUCGUUCGCGGCAGGCGGCUAUAGGACGCCCGUCAGUACAUCAGUACGCAUGCAGGUGCCAGAGGGUCGAAAUGAAGGGCCCGCGGUGGCGCCCCAGAUGCAAUCAUCACUUACAGCAGAUGUCGUUACCCCUCCCGGACUUGCACUCACCAGUAUUGCUUGCUGACCACCGUGGGCGGACACCUCCUCUCUGUCUCGAUGUACUUGGAGCACCAUGA
Messenger RNA from Purpureocillium lilacinum, 684 nucleotides. The record is from RefSeq and is a predicted model, not a curated record. NCBI's taxonomy places the organism in Eukaryota, Fungi, Ascomycota, Sordariomycetes, Hypocreales, Ophiocordycipitaceae.